AUGUCCUCUAUAAACGGCAAAGAUACCCCCGAACACGACGAAUAUCAGUACCUAAAUCUGAUCAGACGCGUCCUUGACACUGGGGACUCGCGGAUAGAUCGGACAGGAACUGGCACAAUAUCCAUUUUCGCGCCACCUUCUUUGCGCUUUUCUCUUGCCGACUCCACCCUGCCUUUAUUGACGACGAAACGCACGUUUCUACGUGGAAUUGUCGAAGAGUUACUCUGGUUUAUCCACGGAUCCACAGAUUCGAUGCUGCUAUCCAAAAAGGGCAUCAAAAUCUGGGAUGGGAAUGGGUCAAAAACAUUCUUAGAGGGUCGAGGGUUAGGUCAUCGCAGGGAAGGGGACCUUGGCCCUGUGUAUGGCUUUCAAUGGAGGCAUUUUGGCGCGGAAUACGUUGACUGUGAUAAGGACUACGCGUCAGAGGGAGUGGAUCAGCUUAAGGAGUGUAUCCGUAAAAUCAUCGAGAACCCCACCGACAGGCGUAUUAUUCUAAGUGCUUGGAAUCCUAAAGAUAUUCCCUUAAUGGCUUUACCGCCGUGUCAUCUUCUUUGCCAGUUCUAUGUUCAUCUCCCACCCGCAGACGCUCCACAUCAGAAGCCAAAAUUGUCUUGUCUGAUGUACCAGCGCUCUGCUGACCUUGGGUUAGGCAUUCCUUUCAACAUUGCCUCGUAUGCGUUGCUUACGCAUAUGAUUGCGCGUGUGACCGGGACCGAUGCCCAGGAGUUAAUUAUUCAACUCGGAGAUGCACAUGUCUAUCGUGACCAUGUGGACGCACUCGAAGAGCAACUAAAGAGGGAACCGAGGGUGUUCCCGAAACUGAAAUGGGCCAGGGAUGAUAUCGCCGACAUUGAAGAAUUCGUUUAUAGCGAUUUUGUGGUCGAGGGGUACAAUCCGCAUCCAGCUAUUCCCAUGAAGAUGAGUGUAUGA
Desarmillaria tabescens is the source of this 930-nucleotide messenger RNA. RefSeq names its product thymidylate synthase/dCMP hydroxymethylase domain-containing protein. Gene Ontology annotation, molecular function: thymidylate synthase activity. The transcript is spliced from 2 exons. Gene Ontology annotation, cellular component: cytosol; mitochondrion. Gene Ontology annotation, biological process: dTMP biosynthetic process. The record is from RefSeq and is a predicted model, not a curated record. Lineage: Eukaryota; Fungi; Basidiomycota; Agaricomycetes; Agaricales; Physalacriaceae. Bases 1 to 930 code for a protein of 309 amino acids.